AUGUGGUGGUGGUGUUCUUCAACGAAAGGUCGUUCAAAUCUGGAGAGAUUUCUCUUAGGAGUCACUCCUAAACCUUCUUCAUUCUCUCUUCCUCAGCAACAGGGAAAGGAGGAGAUUGAGUAUUUCAGGCUUGGUGAUCUUUGGGACUAUUAUGAUGAAAUGAGCGCGUAUGGCUUAGGUUCGCAGGUUGAUUUAAACAAUGGCGAAACCGUUAUGCAGUAUUUUGUCCCGUAUCUAUCCGCCAUUCAAAUCCAUACUAACAAACCCGCCGUGAUUUCCAGGAACCAGAAUGAGGUGGUGGAAUCUGAGAGUAGCGAGUGUUGGAGCGAUAGUGAGAGUGAGAAGCUGUUGUCAAGGUCGAUGAGCAAUGAUUCGAGCAAAACAUGGGAUGUUGUCUCUGAAGAUUCGGUGUUUGAUCAGGAUGGUACUCUAUUGCCGCGAGAUAGACUUGGUUGCCUUGACUUUAAAUACAUUGAAAGAGAUCCUCCAUACAAACGGGUUCCCUUAACCGAUAAGAUAAACGAAUUGGCGGAGAAGUAUCCAGGACUCAUGACCUUAAGGAGUGUUGAUAUGUCUCCUGCAAGUUGGAUGGCUAUUGCGUGGUACCCAAUAUAUCACAUACCAACCUGCAAGAACGAGAAAGAUUUGACCACAGGCUUCCUAACUUAUCAUACUUUAUCUUCAACUUUCCAAGAUAACGUAGUGGAAGGAGAUACUAGCAACAACGAUGGCAGUGAAGAAACAGAGUGUUGUGAAGAAUCAAUCAUAAACAAGAGAAUCCCAUUGCCUCCAUUUGGUUUAGCUAGUUACAAAUUGCAAGGAGAUCUUUGGAGAAAGACAGAAUUUGACCAGGACCGGUUGAGCUAUCUUCAGAGAUCUGCAGAUUCAUGGCUGAAACAGCUCAAUGUUGAACACCAUGACUUUAGCUUCUUCGUAGCAACCGCGGCCAUCGCCGAGUUUUUUCCUCCUGUUUCAAAGCCCAUGGAAGUUAACUAA
This is a messenger RNA of Arabis nemorensis, 996 nucleotides long. NCBI's taxonomy places the organism in Eukaryota, Viridiplantae, Streptophyta, Magnoliopsida, Brassicales, Brassicaceae. The record is from the annotation of a GenBank genome assembly.